Messenger RNA from Brassicogethes aeneus, 1185 nucleotides. Lineage: Eukaryota; Metazoa; Arthropoda; Insecta; Coleoptera; Nitidulidae. The record is from the annotation of a GenBank genome assembly.
AUGUUUUGCCGGUAUUUGUAUUUUACACAUAAUCCUUACAAAUACUGCUCAAUAAGGGUACAUUUUAGCAAAAUGAGGCCUGCGAGAUGUUCAAUGUGUUUAAAACGUUGCAAAAACGUUAAAGACUUGAUUAAACACAUAAAAAAACACCCUAAACGUGAUCUUCUGAAAAACUUAUUUGAUAAUAACAACAACCACGUGUUGAUGAAGAAUACAGUAAAGAAAAAGAUUGAUACUGUCGAUAAAAGCGAAGAAAUAUAUUUUUCCGACAAUAUUCAUAUAGUUUGUGGUAAAGGCAAAGUUGUGAUUAGUGAUGGAACCAAUUCAGUAGAGUUUAAAACUAAAUUUGAAGGUAGGGAAGUUAUUCUACCUAUUAUAAACGAAAAUAAUAAUGACGGUGAAGAUUUAGAGCAGGGCUCUGAGAAAUACCACUUUAAGAUUGACAUAACACAGGAUAGAGUGAAAUCGGAGGAGAUUUACUUCAACGACAAUAUACACAUUCUUUUUGGGAAAAACAAGAUUAUAAUCGGUGAUGGGAAGAAUUGCGUGGCCUUUAAAGUCAAUUUAGAGGACAAAAACGAACCUUUGGUGGUGACAAACGAAAAACUGGGCAAAGACGAGUGCUACUUCCAAAUUGACAUUACUCGCAUUGAUAAAAACCACAACAAAUCCCUUGAUGAUAAAAGCGGGAAAUUCUACGAAUGCCACUGUUUUGAACCUGUUGAGGCCCCAAAUGCCUCCGAUACCGACUCGGGUUCUGAUUCACUGAUAGAGACAAAGUUCGUCUGCGAGGAGUGCUGCAGUGGGUUUGACAGUGAGCAAGAAUUGUUGGAACACAUCCGGGGACACAUGAUUCCUUGCAGGGUGUGUGGGGAGAGUUUUCCCAACCAAAUGUUGCUCUCAGAGCAUGCCAAAAGCCACGUUAUUAAGGUUUAUUUGUGCCACAUUUGUAAUAUGGAGUUUUUCUACCGGGAGGCCUUUCGCAGACACACUGAGGCUCACUACGAGAAUUACACCCUUGAUACUGUUGUAGAUAUGGAGAGGGACUACAAUGUACAACCGUAUACCAACACUAUGGGGUACAAUGAAAGUAUUAACCAAAUUUUGCAUUACUUGGGGCAUGAAGUUUUUAUUGGUGAUAUUGAACAGCACAUGCAAACCGUCCACUACGCAUACGCGUGUUAA